AUGCCCACUACUUCUCCCUCCGUGAGAAUUGUCGAAGUGGGACCCCGCGAUGGACUACAAAACAUCCCAACAAAGAUUCCCACUUCAACCAAGCUGGAGUUGAUUCGUCGACUGCGGGAAACUGGCCUGCAGACGAUUGAAUUGACAUCUGUGGUGUCACCCCGCAAGAUUCCUCAACUUGCCGACUGUCGCGAGCUUUUGCAACAUUCUUCUAUCCAGGGCUUGGCAAAAGAUCCGAAUCUACGACUACCGGUGCUGAUACCGAACCUCAAGGGUCUGGAAAUUGCGCGCACAUUAAGCGUCAGGGAGAUUGCUGUUUUCAUCAGUGCCACAGAAGGGUUUAGUCGGGCCAACAUCAAUUGCUCCGUGGACGAAGGGCUCGAACGAGCCAAAGAGGUCGCAUUUCAAGCCAUUGCAGCCGGUCUGGCAGUUAGAGGUUACGUUUCGUGCAUCUUCUCCGAUCCAUACGACGGCCCAACGUCUCCAGCUGCUGUCCUCCGCUGCGUUCGCGCACUGCUGGAUGCCGGUUGCUACGAGGUCAGUCUCGGUGACACGCUCGGGGUAGGAUCACCCGCGAGUGUCCGCAAUCUGCUUCAGUAUCUGACCGAUGCCGGUGUUCCCGUCAGUAGUCUCGCGGGACACUUUCAUGACACCUACGGUCAAGCUGUCGCCAACGUCUGGGAGGCCUAUACAUGCGGCCUUCGCGUGUUCGACAGCAGUGUCGCCGGGCUCGGAGGAUGUCCCUUCGCUCCGGGAGCCAAAGGGAACGUCGCCACAGAAGAUGUGGCCUACAUGUUCCAAAACGCCGGUGUCGAGACCGGAAUUGAUCUUGCUGGUCUGGUGGAAACGGGGUCCUGGAUCUCGAAACAGCUUCCAGGUUCCAACUCAACCCGGGCAGGCAUUGCCCUGACCGGGAAGGCCGCCAAGGCUUUCCCUUCAACAAAGGCACAAUCCACGCAACCAUCACCGUCAUUCCAAUGGACAUUGGCCGUCGAUUCUGAUGGAAUUCAACUUCUUCGGAGUGGAGCCAAUUUGAAAGUUCUGCUGAAUAGACCACGCAACGGCAAUGCGCUGACCGCCGCAAUGAUCGCAGAGCUCACAUCAGUCAUGUCCACCGCCAAUUCUGAUCCAGCCGUAUCACGUAUCAUUAUUGUUGGUAGCGGCAAGUUCUUCUGUAUGGGGAUGGACUUAGGAAAACAUAGAACGCCGGUGGCGCAAGGAGGUUCGAGCAGCGAAGCGCAGUUUCUUCGCUUGACAGAACUGUUCGACGUGAUCGAUCGGUGUCCUAAAGUGACCAUUGCCUCCUGCGAUAUUCGACUUGCGGCAAGGUCGGCGACGGUGACACUAAGUGAAGGCAAACUGGGCCUUUGUCCAGCGACCAUCUCCAAGUAUGUUAUUCGGGAAUGGGGCGUUGCAUUUGCGCGGGAGGCCAUACCCUCCGCACGUCCAGUCAAGGCCGAACGGCUACUUUCCUUGGGGCUGGUGGCUGAAAUUGCAGGGGAUCCGGAGGACCUGCACAAGCGAUUAGAUGAUCUGCUUGCACGCCUCAGACAUGUCUCACCUCAUGCUACUCAUAUGUCGAAGGAGCUGGUCAAACUCGCCUGGACACAUGCUAGCAAGGAGGAGCAAGCAGCGGGAAUCAAAUCUCUCUUUCACGAAAUGAUGCGGCCAGAUGGAGAGGGCGCCCAUGGAGUUCGGGAGUUCCAGUCCGGAAAGCUGUUGAAUUGGGAUGCCUACAUCGAGAGUGCGAACAAGGCAAAAUUGUGAGAUGCAUUCACUUGACUCAUACUCUCACCUAGAAUCUGCCGAUCAAUGUUGUCUUCUGUUAAUCACCGCGUUAAAGAAGCAAUGCUGAUAUCUCUGUUCUUAGGAGUCGAAAUCU
Messenger RNA from Aspergillus homomorphus CBS 101889, 1882 nucleotides. Its product is annotated as aldolase. Gene Ontology annotation, biological process: ketone body biosynthetic process; L-leucine catabolic process. NCBI's taxonomy places the organism in Eukaryota, Fungi, Ascomycota, Eurotiomycetes, Eurotiales, Aspergillaceae. The coding region runs from base 1 to 1767 and encodes 588 amino acids. The transcript has 3 exons. Gene Ontology annotation, molecular function: hydroxymethylglutaryl-CoA lyase activity. The record is from RefSeq and is a predicted model, not a curated record.